Molecule: messenger RNA, 1341 nt
Organism: Oppiella nova
Lineage: Eukaryota; Metazoa; Arthropoda; Arachnida; Sarcoptiformes; Oppiidae
Source: the annotation of a GenBank genome assembly
AUGUCUGUGGAUGAUGUGGUGAUCUCUGGUAUGUCCGGUCGGUUCCCGAUGGCGGACACCACCGACGAGUUCGCCGGCAAUCUGUUUGCCGGCGUCGAUAUGGUUACGGAGGACGACACCCGAUGGCCCACAGACAUAUUUAAUGUGAACAAUAGGUUCGGAAAGAUAUUAACUUACAAUCGGUUUGAUUCGACAUUCUUUGGUCUAACGGAGGCAGUGGUCAAUAACUUGGACCCCCAGGGGUCUAUGCAAUUGGAAACGGUGUACGAGGCUAUCGUAGACGCCGGUGUCAACCCUAACGAUUUAAGGGGAACUAAAACUGGAGUUUAUGUGGGUGCUAUGGACAUGUCUGUCAUUGGACACAUCAAUACGGAUAUGUUUCAACCGGAUAUCCCUGGCAACCUACAGUCCCACCUCUACCGGAGCACAUGCGAGCAAAACCUUUUCUACGCGAGCCGUAUAUCGUUUGUGUUUGACUUGAAGGGCCCGUCGAUGAUAGUGGACACCGCCUGUUCGUCCAGUGCCACCGCUUUUGAAUUUGCCUACAUCCAGAUAAUGGCCGGUCGGUUAGACACGGCUCUGGUGGUGGGCACUAAUAUGCAACUGGACCAGUCAAACAUGCGUUUAUUUCAGGAGUUAGGUAUGUGUUCACCGCGUGGUGUGUCGGCCCCACUGGACAGGGAGGCCGACGGUUACGUGAAGAGCGAAGUCGUCGGCUGUCUAUUACUGCAGAGACGGGCGAACGCGCGACGCGUUUACGCCGCCAUACGUGCGGUCCGUGUGAACAACGAUGGAUACAAAAUGGACGGUAUGUUUCACCCGUCAGAUGCCGCACAAGAGGAGCUCAUUGCCGAUACGGUGGCCGACGCGGGCAUUAAUCCUUUGGACGUGACCUAUAUCGAGGGACACCUCACCAGCACCAAGGUUGGUGACGUUGAAGAAGUUAAAGCAAUUUAUAGUGCGUAUUGCAAAAUACCCGGACGCAAAACUCCAUUGCCAAUUGGGGCGUUGAAAAGUAACCUGGGACACACAGAGGCCAGCUCCGGGCUGGCAUCCAUCAUAAAAGUGUUGAUAUCCUAUGAGAAUGAAUGCAUUCCUCCGAACAUUAAUCUCAAUCAACUGAAGGAUGAAUUGGCGGCAUAUUUCCCGCCACUAAUGUCUGUUUCAAAACUACAACAAUAUGUGCCUGGAAUGGGUGGCACUAAUGCACACAUAAUACUCGAACCCAACUAUAAGUUGUUAAGGAGCGAUGGCUUAAGAAUAGCACAAACUAUACCCAGAAUUGUCAACAUUUGCGGCCGAACUCAGCAAUCAGUCAAACAUAUCAUGGAUUUCAUUGAA